Molecule: messenger RNA, 5286 nt
Organism: Uloborus diversus
Lineage: Eukaryota; Metazoa; Arthropoda; Arachnida; Araneae; Uloboridae
Exons: 1
Coding region: 1-5286 (1761 amino acids)
Biological process (GO): DNA integration
Molecular function (GO): nucleic acid binding
Source: RefSeq, a predicted model, not a curated record
AUGGAGCUGAAUAAUUUAAAGAAGCUUCGCAAAGCUAUUCGGUCUUCUUUCACGAGAAUUGUUUCAAGAAUAAAAAUUCAGCUGGAAUCUGCCGAGGCAGAUAAACAUGAAGUUCAAGUGGCUUUGACAUUAUUAGAAAACAAAUGUGCUGAGUUAAAAGACAUUAACGAAAAGAUUUUAACGCUGCUUCUAAACGUUGAAGACGCAGAUUUAGAAGAAGAAAUGCAAGCUGUAGAAGAAUACGAUUCAAAUUUUGUUGAUAUUCACACGAAAGGUAUGUCAAUUAUUAAUGUGCCUUUAUUAGUAAAUGAAAGCAGUGAUACAUUUUCUGAAAAUAAGAAUAAGCGGAAAUUCAAAUUACCUAAGCUAGAAUUCAGAAAAUUUGGCGAUGAUAUUAAAGAGUGGCUUCCCUUUUGGAGCCAAUUUCAGAAAAUUCAUGACGAUUGUGAUAUUUCGGAAGAUGAUAAAUUUCAGUAUCUCAUUCAAGCCACUGUCAAGGGUUCCAGAGCCCGAGAAGUAGUGGAAAGUUACCCACCCAUUAAAGAUAAUUAUUGUAAAGCCAUUGACAGUUUAAAAUCAAGAUUUGGGAGGGAAGAUCUCUUAGUUGAAAUAUACGUAAGAGAAUUGUUGCAAUUGAUAAUCUCAGUACACCAAACACGUCAGAACAUUUCUUAUUCAUCUUUAUAUGAUAAAUUAGAGUCGUAUUUGCGUGCACUUGAAACAUUAGGUGUCACUACAGAUAAGUGUGCAUCUAUGUUAUUUCCUUUGGUAGAGUCAUGUUUUAAUGAAGAUUUUUUGAAAGCAUGGCAUCGUAACGUAACUUUGGAGUCAAAAGAUGAUUCGAAAACACGUCUUGAUAGUCUAAUGAAGUUCUUGAAAUCUGAGGUUGAAAACGAAGAAAGUAUUAACCUGGCAGUAUCUGGUUUUGGUUUACUUAGAAAUAAAAGUUCUAAGGAAAAUAUAGAAAAGAAGCGGAUUAAUUUAAACACUUAUAAGGACAAAAUUCAUACUGCAUCUGCGUUGACUGCCAGCACUCAUACAAGUGAUUUUAAAAGAUGCGCAUUUUGCGAUGGUAGACAUUUGAGUUCGAAUUGCUUCUCAGCUCAAAAAAUGAAUUUAGUUGAAAAACGGAAAAUAUUGAAGGAUAAGGGUUGUUGCUAUCUAUGUUUAAAACCUGGUCACCAAGCAAAAUUGUGUAGAAGCUAUUUUAAGUGUACUAAUUGUAAUAAACGACAUUUGACGAUAAUGUGCGAUGAGUUUAAAUCUGACACAUACAGGCAACAACAAGAAAUGAAAGAAACGGCAGUUGAAGAAAAAUCAAAAGAUGUUACCAUGACAACCAUGAGUAAAAGUCCAAGAGUUAUUUUGCCUACGUUAAAAGUGAAGUUGGUCUCCACUUCCGGCCAUAAAGAGAUAGAAGUGAAUGCUAUUUUAGAUACUGCAUCGCAGCAUUCGUAUAUUUUGAAGGAUUUGGCGGCGAAAUUAAAUUAUGAAAAAAUUCGUGAUGAAGUUGUAAUUCACUCUUUAUUUGGCGGUAUCGAAACUGAACAACGACAGCAAAAUUGUUACAGAAUAAGGCUAAGAAAAUUGGAUGAUACAUUUACUUGUAAUUUUGAAGCUUUAGAUCAAGACAUGAUAUGUAGUAAUUUAAGUCCAGUCAAAAAUGGACCUUGGCUGAAUGAGCUAAAGAAGUUACAUGUUUCUCUUACCGAUGUUGAUGAGAAUCCUAAAGCAAUUCAUGUACUAAUUGGCGCCGAUGUAUAUGGGAAACUCGUAACUGGAAAACAUGAAGUUUUACCGUGUGGCCUAGUAGCCAUAGAAACUUUUUUAGGAUGGACAUUACUUGGGAAGUCACCCGAAAUAGAACGAAAUACCAACACAGCGAUGUUGGUUACAUCACUUUUUAUUAAAGAAGCUGAUAUUUCAGACUUAUGGAAAUUGGAUUUGAUUGGCAUUAAAGAUCCAAUUGAAAGACUCUCAAAAUCUGAGCAAGAAGCUAUUGCUAAAAAUCACUUUCUUGAAACUGUUAAAUUUACUGACAAUCGUUAUGAAAUUAGUCUCCCUUGGUUAGAAAGUUGUGCACCUUUACCUGACAACAUAGAUCUGGCAAAAAGGCGAUUAAAUAAAGUAACUGAAAAACUUCUAUUCAGCAAUCAUUAUGAUGCAUAUGAAGAUAUUUUCCAUCAAUGGUUGGAAGACGGCAUGAUAGAAGAUGUUCCGGAAACAGAAAUUAGUUCGUUCGGAAACUAUUUACCUCAUAGACCGGUGUUUAAAGAAAGUGCCACAACUCCUAUUCGGCCAGUUUUUGACGCAUCUGCUCGGAUGGCCAACCAGCCCUCAUUAAAUCAAUGUUUACAUUGUGGUCCAAACUUAAUCGAAAACAUCCCAGAUAUAUUAAUGAGAUUUCGCAUGAAGAAAAUUGGAAUAGUAGCUGAUAUAAAGAAAGCCUUCCUCCAAAUCGGUGUGUGCAAAGAUGACAGAAACUACUUGCGUUUCUUGUGGUGGAAAAAUAAAGAUUGUAAAGAGUAUAGAAUGUUUCGCCACAAAAGAUUAGUGUUUGGAGUGAAAAGCAGUCCUUUUCUUCUUGAAGCCGUUCUGAACUUUCACAUACAAAGCUAUGCUGAAUCCUGCCCUGUUGUGGCUUCUAUUCUUACAAAAGGAUUUUAUGUGGAUAAUCUCGUCACCAGUAUAGAUAGUGAAGAAGAAGUGAAACUGUUUGUUGAUGGAGCCAAUGAGUUGAUGCUUCGAGGUGGCUUUGAACUUCGGUGCUGGGAAAAUUCGUCAUAUGGCAAAGAAGAUGAAACAGCAGAUGACUCUAAUGUUCUAGGUAUGAAAUGGGAUAGCUCGUCUGAUGUUCUUAGAGUUAACAUGACAUGGUUUGAUGAAGUUAACUUAGAGAAAAUUUCGAAACGAGCUUUACUGUCGACAGCACAUAAAAUAUUUGAUCCGAUGGGGUUUGUUACACCCGUGACACUUUGCCCAAAGCUCUUGUUGCGAGAAGCAUGGCAACAAGGUUUAAACUGGGAUGAGGAAAUAGCAGAGGAUUUGAGAAAGAAAUUUCUAACCUGGUUUGAUUGCCUAAAAGAUCUCAAUUCAAUUAGUUUUCCUAGGUGGAUAAAAUUUCCUUUAACUGACACUCAUUCAUGUUCUCUGCAUACGUUUUGUGAUGCAAGUAAAGAUGCAUAUGCAACUGUUGUCUUCUUAAGAGAGCAAAUAGAAGAUAAUGUAGACGUUUAUAUCUUAGCUUCAAAAUCUCGCUUAGCUCCGACGAAAGGUGCGACCAUUCCUAGAUUAGAACUUUUAGCGGCUCUGAUUGGAGCGCGAUUAACAAAACACAUCAUUGAUUCAUUGGGUUGCACAAGUAUUAAAGUGAAUUACUGGAGUGAUUCGACAACGGUACUCACGUGGAUAAGCAAAGAGGAAAAUUGGUCCAUCUUUGUCAAAAAUAGAAUUGAUGAAAUUAGAAAAUUAACUUCCACGACAUGUUGGGGAUAUGUACCAAGCGAAGACAAUCCUGCCGAUUUACCUUCAAGAGGUUGCAAUGCGAGUUCCUUUUUAAAAGGCAGAUGGUGGGAGGGGCCACAUUGGAUGAAAGAUCCGAUUGAAAAUUGGCCAUGUUCCCUUGUAAAUUUUCCGCUUAUUGACGAAGAGCAAGUUAUUAAAGAGAAGAAAAAAUGUCCAGUUUUGUUAACUACCGCAAAAAUAAUGAACAAAUCAGAUUGGAUGCAUCGCUACUUUUCAGACUAUAAACAGAUAGUUCGUUUAGUGGCAUGGAUUCUUCGCUUCAAACAUAAUUGUUCAGUUAAACAAAAUUUAAGAUUGUGUGGAGAGUUGAAUUCUCACGAAUUUAUCGAAGCUGAAACGAGAAUUGUAAAAGUAGUACAAGAAGAAUCAUUUUGUGAAGAAGAUAGAAAGAUACGCAAUCUCGAAACAUUUAAAGAUAGUAAAGGUGUCAUACGUGUUAGAACAAGGAUUUUGUACCGAGAUGACACAGACGAUUUUCUUAUGCCAGUACUACUUCCAUCAGAACACGAAGUCACAAAAAGACUUAUUUUGUAUGAACACAAAAGCAACUGUCAUGCUGGUACACAGGUUCUUUUGAAUAUAUUGAGAGAGAAAUAUUGGGUCCUAAAUGGUAGGAAAACUAUUAGGAAAAUUUUAUCGAAAUGCGUUACUUGUUUAAGACACAAGGCAAAGUGUCUUCAGUCAGACCAGACACCUCUUCCAGCCGAUAGAACAAAAGAUGCAGCCGUUUUUCAGAUCACGGGAAUAGACAUGGCAGGUCCAGUUUUUAUAAAAGAAAAGCAGAAAAUCUGGAUAAUAAUAUUUACAUGCGCAGUCUAUAGAGCGGUGCAUUUAGAAUUGGUGAAUUUUGCAUCUACUGAGAGUUUUCUGAUGGCCUUUAAGAGAUUUAUGUCUCGACGUGGUAGAGUGUCUGUGGUAUAUUGCGACAACGGCCCAAAUUUCGUCGGUGCGGCUAAUGCACUAAAGCUUAUUGAUUGGAACCAAGUCCUAAAGUCUGGAGCCGUGCAGACUAUUGUAUGGAAGUUUAAUCCCCCUGCUGCCCCAUGGUGGGGCGGUUGGUGGGAGAGGCUCAUUAGAAUUGUUAAAGAUCUUUUAAAGAGAGUCUUAGGAAAAGCAUAUUUGACAUAUGAAGAAAUGUCAACAAUAUUAACCGACUGUGAAAGGAUCGUUAACGCGCGACCAAUGACUUAUGUUUCUGAAGGUGAUAGUUUAAGACCUCUAUCCCCAGCAAUGUUUUUGCAUGACAUUAAAGAGACUAGUUUACCAGAUAUAGAAGUUUUAGACCAGAAAUCACUGAGUAGAAGAGUGAAGUACAGACAAAGAAUUUUAAAUGAUCUAAAGAAAAGAUUCAGAUCAGAAUAUCUCGGACAGCUUGUACAGAAACCUAAAAUCAAAAAUCUACGUUCCCUUCGAAUCGGGGAAAUAGUACUGAUCGGAAGCGAUAAUGCUAAACGUGUUGAUUGGCCUUUAGGAAAAAUUACCGAAAUUAUCCCUGGCAAAGACAACAAAUCUCGACUUGUAAGGGUGAAAACCGAACGUUCAACAUUUCUUAGACCCAUUCAACGAAUAUUUCCGUUGGAAAUACCGUCAAUAGAUGACUUGCCUGUUGACGAGAUUGCUGCUGCAGAUAAACCAUCACGAUCAGCAGGAAUCAAAAGUUCAACCUUAGUUCCUGAGAGGGAAGUCAAGGACUGUGAAUCGAAGACUUACGCUACAAGAAGUGGUAGAGUUGUUCGAAAACUUCAAAAAUUGGACUUAUAG